GACAGAUUAUUAAAAAAAUAAAAUGUUGAGCACGCCUGUGAUAUAAUCGUGCAACAUGCAAAACCACGAUAACGCCGCUUAUUACGAAGGUAAAGUUCAAGAAAAAGUCGUGCCAUUACUGUCGUAGGCCGCCGCGCGACUAACCGCAUCCGAAUUGCGAAAUUGCUAUCAGUUGAAUUGCAUCGUAAAUCUCAAAUUGUGAGUGAAAAUGUCAUUCCUAACGGAAUAUUUCGACGAGUACCGCGCAAAACCUAUCAGAAAGACUAAAAUGUGUCGUCCAGAACUGCGAUGGGCGAAGCUCGAAGGAAAAUGGUUGGAUCCCAAAAAAGGCGGAGCUGAGGAGAGAGUAUGGAGCGAUGAAGAAAUCGAGGCUUUCAUUAAGAAGACAAUGAAGAGUCUUCGAGGACGUUCUACCUACUUCAACGACUACUGCGGGCAUCUCGAUCAGGAUAUCGCCACGCGUCCUUUCAUCCCGCGCGUAAAGAAACUUCCCCUCUGCAGCGAGCUAGAAAAGGGGAAAGUGGAGGAAGCAGCACCCCCGCCGCCGGCCGCCAAGCUCGCCCUCAAAGACACGGAGGUCAUGAAAAUGGCCAAGGAGUUGUAUGAACAGGAUAUGGACAAACCCACGCUGGAGCCGCUUCAGACGCAUUUGAGAAUAUACGGUUACGUCCGCCCCUGCCUCUGGAAGACUGGCAUCAGCGACUACCAGAAUGGUGUUGCCCGACUAGCGUAUGAGAUGGUCCGCGACAGCCGCCUGCCUCGCUACCACGCGCACAACGGUUGCCGGCCGCGGUGGGGGCUACCGCCGGAGGGUGUGCGGCAACCGGAGCUUGAUGGAGCGCCUUUUGAUGGGGAACGAUUGUAUUAAGAACGCAACUAAGAAUAAAACGUUUGAAAAACUAUAA
Cydia pomonella (codling moth) is the source of this 905-nucleotide messenger RNA. RefSeq lists its product as uncharacterized. The record is from RefSeq and is a predicted model, not a curated record. The transcript has 6 exons. Bases 209 to 868 code for a protein of 219 amino acids. Lineage: Eukaryota; Metazoa; Arthropoda; Insecta; Lepidoptera; Tortricidae.